Molecule: messenger RNA, 3004 nt
Organism: Rana temporaria (common frog)
Lineage: Eukaryota; Metazoa; Chordata; Amphibia; Anura; Ranidae
Gene: PLEKHG7
Product: pleckstrin homology and RhoGEF domain containing G7
Exons: 17
Coding region: 374-2620 (748 amino acids)
Biological process (GO): Rho protein signal transduction
Molecular function (GO): guanyl-nucleotide exchange factor activity
Source: RefSeq, a predicted model, not a curated record
CUUCAGGCAUGAGGCAGCCCUGGUCCCCAGGCUAUGGUUGGGUGUGCAAAACAAAAGGCUGUGCUUUCCUAAGAACAACGACCAGUUCUGUCACUAUGAGUAGAGAAACCAGCUGAGCAGAUAGAAGCCUCCUCCACCACCAGUGCUUUGUGGAUGUAUACUGCACACCGCGUCAUGUGACCGCCCGGGGACAACGCUGUGUAAAGUACUGAGGGAAGACAUGUGCCGCCUGUGAUAUCAGGAGGAGGGAGUGCUGGGACCGGUGUCCUGACAGAACACAGGCACACUGCGGGAUGGAAUGUUCGGGACACUCAACAUGAACAGGAUGUGUGCCUGAAAUAUGCUGGAACCCGUUUAGGUGUUUUUCCCAGCCAUGGAUGAAGAGGCGUACAUUUCAAUUAUGGACUAUUCCAUAGAAGAUCACAAUGACGUAUUUAACUUCAGUCUCUGCCCACCUACCAAUUCAAAUAUUACAAUGGAUGAAAUGAAUAUGAAAAAUGAAGACGGUGAAUCCACUUUAAUGGAUUCCAAGUUCAUUCUAGAAGACAAAGCCCCCGAAAAAAACAUUUGCAAGAAGGGUCAUCUUAUUCCUUCACUUAUUAUUACGUUGCCUUCAAAAGAGACUGAUGUAAGCUACAGUACGCCAUUCCAAUUUGACAGACAAGCACCUGCGAGGAUAUCCACCUCGCCCACUCUGAGGAGGCUGAGGAAGCACACUGUUGGAAACUUCAUGUCUUUGCAAGACUAUUUUGAUGCCUCCAAGUUUCCAACUCACAAAGAGGAAUCUGUCUCGGUAAGUUCAUCAGAGCACUUGGAGAAAAAUGCAGCUUCUAUAGCAGAAUCUGGCUGUAAAAGUACGCCAGUGUUUUCUUCUCAGGACAAUGGCUCUUGUGUAUCUCAACGUUUAAACCACACCAAUGAUCCCUUGGGCAAACCUGGUCUCCAGUCUGAUUAUACCGAUGAUGAAAAGUCACCAAAUCCAGGCUACAAUGGAGCAUCUGAAACAAAAGAGGAUACUGAAGGGCUACACAGCUGUUCAGAGAUGAAGGAAUUCCACCAGUCACGACGGGGUGAAAGGCGACGCAGUUCAGUAGUGCUAAGCAUACCUGGUCUGGAGGUGUUUCCAGGAGAUCUUCUGGUAUCAGAUGGUGCCUCUGAUUAUAUGUACAAUGCUUCAUGGUUGCCUAAUGCAGAUGCUAAGAAACCAAAAUGGCCUUUCUCUAAGAAAACAUCAUUUAUCAAGGGGAAACAGAAACAGAUUUCAGAUUUGGAAAACUGCCUGUCUUCUUUCAAGAUACCAGAUUUCAGUGAAUACAAUUUUUACAAUGUCAAGGAUAAAACUUGGGAAGAAUUCAGAAACAUGCAUCGUAUUGAACCUAAGGGGAUUCCUAGUGCAGUAAAAAGGAAAAGACAACAGUCUGUAUGGGAGCUUUUUACUUCUGAAUGCACUUAUUUUUUGGAGCAUUUACUAGUUCUGAAAAUGAUAUUUUCUCAUGCACUAAAGCACUUACAGAACAAUGAUCUUCUGUUGGAUGUGGAUCCGGUUAGGUUGUUUGCUAAUCUGGAGGAUUUGAACCAGGAGAGCCUGAAUUUUGCCACCAGCCUUUAUAAUAUGAUCGAAAGCAAGGAACUGGAAUUACCGACUCCUUUCCCAUUAUCACUGGCAGAUUUGCUAACAAAGUACUUCAAGGAUAAUCUCUGCUUAAGUCAUCAGAUCUACUGCCUCAAUUACACAUCUGCUGUCAUCUAUCUGGAGACCCUGAAGCAAAGGGAAGAUUUUGCAGCAUAUAUAAAAUGGUGUGAGCAACAGGAGCAGUGUAAACGACUUCAUCUCACUGAUUUGCUGGUGGCUCCACUACAUCGGCUGACCCGAUAUCCCCUGCUCCUUAAGAAUAUAUGGAAAAGAAGUGGUGAUGCAGAAGAAAAAGUAUCGAUCUAUUCAAUGAAGGAAAAGGUGGAAAGCUCAAUCAGAGAUCUUGAAGGAAAAGUGAAAUUGCUGGACAAGACACAGAAAUUCAAGCAACUCCAGGAAGUGAUUGUGUGGCCCUGCUUGUGGGAGAGAGAUAAAAGAUUUUUUAUUCCUGAGGGUCUUAAAAAUUAUUUCAAAGAGUCAAAUGUGGAGACGAUGUUAUCUUCACCAAACAGACAGCUUCUUUAUGAAGGAAGGCUUACCCUUACAGAAAGCACACGUCUUCUCGAUGUAUACCUGCUCCUCUUUGAUGACUUGCUGCUGAUAACAAAACUUAAGCGCAACAAAAGGAAAACAUCAAAUAUAGAGGCUUGUACACUGUACCCGUCUUUACACCCAGAGCUGCAGAGCAUAGUGAAAGAAGGCGGUUACUGCAAAGUCUUAGACCAGCCUAUUCCACUAGACAGGCUAAGCAUAAAAAGUAUUGAUGCCUUCCACGUUACAGUAUACGGAAUGAGGAAUGCUUUCCUAAUCCAGCAUGAGAAUCGUUAUCAGCAGUCUAUCGCUGCCUUCAUUAUGCAAGCGCAAACAGAAUCUGAAAAGAAGCAAUGGAUCUCACAAAUAGAAACUGCCAUUUCCUGUUACACCGAAGCUUAUGAGACAAACAGAUCUUCAGUAUUUUGCUACCCUGCAGAGUCAGCUGAAAUUUAAUAGUGUGUUGUGUAUAGGAUGCCUAAAUUAAUUGUUUUGUUUACAGCUUUUUUUUUUUGUAAAUAUUUUAUUUGUACAUUGUUUGUAAUAUAUGAAAUUCUGAUUAACAGAAAAAGCCUACAGUGUUUGACCAUGAUGUUUUUAAACCAACUUUUUCAAAUGUAUUUUCUAAUAUUGCGUUUAACAAACGCUAAAAGUGUAAUGUUGCAUCAUAUUAUAUCUUCAGCUAGGAAAGUGCUGUGCAGACUGAAUACAUGAAUCAUAAACUUGGUUAUCUACGAAGGCUAGAAAGGGUCUUAAUUCUAUUAUAUUAUACAAUUUUCUUGUACAAUUGUCCUUUAGAUUUACCAAAACCAUAUAAUAUGAGAUCAGACCUAAACACUU